Molecule: messenger RNA, 933 nt
Organism: Ambispora gerdemannii
Lineage: Eukaryota; Fungi; Glomeromycota; Glomeromycetes; Archaeosporales; Ambisporaceae
Source: the annotation of a GenBank genome assembly
AUGCCGAUUCAAGAAGACGGCGACCUUAUUAAUAUAUUACUUGAAAGAGGUGUGAAUAAAUACGAUGUUGAGCUUAAAGACUUAAAGACAAAAGAGCUACGGUAUCGAAAAACUAGACAUACGACAAAUACGAAUCCUUAUUGCAUUACAUUGAUUGAUCCAAUAUCUGAUGUAGCUCAUGUCGAGAUACAAGGUCAAAAAAGUAAUUCAAAGUCGAAACAAAUAAUAAUGUUUCAGCCAGAUGAUGAAUUUACAUUCGAUAACACGGGAAAAAUAACUUUCGAGUAUAAAUUCCGAUGGGAGAAUGAAGAAUACUAUUGGCAGAAACGCGGGAAUAUAUUUUCCAAAGAUCUUGAAUGUAAAAUGGUUCAUGAUCCCGAUCCAAGUAUCGGAAUUGCACUCUAUCAACAGAAAUCGAAUACGUUGGGUGUUCUCACAUUAAUGUACUGGAACAUGGACAGAAUUCCGGUAAAUGAUAAGCGCGGAUUGGAAUAUGUGCUUUGUAUCACUAUGCUCGCAUUUUUGGAUGAAUGGGACGAUAAAUUGCUGGGUAAAUCUGUGAGUUUGAUCAAAAAUCAAGAUAAUAAAGUGAAUCUGACGACAGUUGAUUAUCAAUCAACGCCACCUCCCCCACCACCACGUCCUAAUAGUCUCCAUCCUAAUUCAUCACCACAAUUUCAUCAUCAACAACAACAUCCGCCUUCUCCUUCUCCAUCAAUAUCAUCUUAUUCAUCCACUUCUAAUUCAUCUUAUAUCUUAUCACCACCUAAUUCUUCAUAUUCAACAGUAUCUACUACAUAUACUCAACAACCCCAUCAACAUCCGAACCCUUUACCAUCAAUGCCAAUGCCAAUUCAAACUCAACAAUCUCCCGCCAUGAACAUUCAACAACAAUAUCAUCCUAUUUACGCACACGACUCCUCAAUAUCCUAA